Podospora pseudocomata is the source of this 810-nucleotide messenger RNA. Lineage: Eukaryota; Fungi; Ascomycota; Sordariomycetes; Sordariales; Podosporaceae. The record is from the annotation of a RefSeq genome assembly.
AUGACUAAUUUAAUUAGAAGUAAUUUUCAAGAUCAUCCGUUUCAUUUAGUAUCUCCAUCUCCAUGACCCUUAUAUACUAGCGUUAGUUUAUUAAAUUUAGCUACUAGUGCUGCUUUAUCUAUGCAUAAUUUUAAUAAUAGUUAUUAUUUAUUUUUUAUCUCUUUAAUAUUAGUUAUUUCAUCUAUGGCUUUCUGAUUUAGAGAUAUAAUAUCAGAAGCUACUUUAUUAGGGGAUCAUACAUUAGCAGUACAAAAAGGAUUAAAUUUAGGUGUUAUACUUUUUAUAGUAUCUGAAGCACUAUUUUUUUUAGCUAUAUUUUGAGCUUUCUUUCACAGUUCAUUGACACCUACUGUAGAAUUAGGAUCUCAAUGACCACCUAUAGGUAUUGAACCUAUAAAUCCUUUUGAAUUACCUUUACUUAAUACAGUAAUACUUUUAUCUAGUGGUGCAACAGUAACUUACGCUCAUCACUCUUUAAUUCAUGGGGAAAGAAAAGGAGCUUUAUAUGGAUCUAUUAUUACUAUAUUACUAGCUAUAAUAUUUACAGUAUUCCAAGGAGUUGAGUAUAAUGUUUCAUCUUUUACUAUUAGUGAUGGUGCUUUUGGUACAUGUUUUUAUUUUGGUACAGGUUUCCACGGGUUUCACGUGAUAAUUGGAACAAUAUUUUUAGCGGUAGCUUUAUGAAGAAUAUUUGCUUACCAUUUAACUGACAACCAUCAUGUAGGUUUUGAAGGUGGUAUUUUAUAUUGACAUUUUGUGGAUGUAGUUUGACUUUUUUUAUAUGUUUCAAUUUAUUAUUGAGGUUCUUAG